This is a messenger RNA of Cryptococcus amylolentus CBS 6039, 247 nucleotides long. RefSeq lists its product as hypothetical. The record is from RefSeq and is a predicted model, not a curated record. NCBI's taxonomy places the organism in Eukaryota, Fungi, Basidiomycota, Tremellomycetes, Tremellales, Cryptococcaceae. The annotation marks the transcript as partial. The transcript has 2 exons.
AUGUACCUCCUCUCGGACCGACCGUCUAUCGAUCAAGGCGACAAGCUCCACCUCGUGGGACAGUACCUCAAGAUCUCUGGAUACUUCAAGGGUAUGUCUUUUCCCCCCAAGCUCAUCGAGGACUACUAUAGGUCAAGGCGCACAAGAAGCUGUGGUCCCAGGCGGAGGCGAGGUAUGGAGGUCUUCACGGGGUCCUGGGCCCUUAAAUCUUCGGGUGCGGGUAGGAUAUCAUGUACAAGUAGAAUAA